GACCUCAUGAACUUUCCGUUUCGGAUCGAACGCACGCUUCCACACGAGAAUUCUCCAAAGUCCAAAUGCCCCUUAGCUAAGCGCAGUGCGCACCCUACCAACGACGCUUUUAACCUUAUAUCACGGAUUACUCACGUAAGCUCCUGUUUUCUUCUUAACCUACGCCGCUAGUAUGCGCAUUACGCCCCACUGUUCUAUUAUUCACCCAAAAGAAAAAAAAACAAUUGAUUCUUCUUCUUUUUCCUUACUCCAAACAAUAUAAAUAUACUCUCAGAAUAUCCAACCAAGGAAAAAGAAAAAGAAAAACCAAAUCUUGUUUCCGUUUAAUCCCUGUAUUCAUGCAUGUCGACCCAAAAAAUGGAUCCAGAGAGGUCCAUCUACGGUGCAAUGGCCGGUAACUUUAUGAGACCGACAUGGGCAGCACUGCUUCUUCUCUUGACAGUUGUUGCUGUGGCGUCUUUGCAAAUCACGACGAAGGCGGCGUUUCCGAGGUUCCCGGUUAUUCCCGUUCCGGCGACGGCGCUCUCUUCUUCUUCGAUAUCGACGACGGAUGAUUCGAGAAGCUGUUCUGGAUUUUUCGAGGGGGUUCGGAGGAGGAAGGUGGUGAUGUCGAUCAGGGAUGAUUUUGGUGGAGUUGGAGACGGGAAGACGUCAAACACCGAAACGUUUCGGCGUGCGAUUGGGUUCCUGAAACGUUUUGGGAAGGAAGGUGGUUCUCAGCUGAACGUGCCGAGAGGAAGGUGGCUAACGGGAAGUUUUAAUCUCACCAGUAAUUUCACGCUUUUUCUUGAGGACGGUGCUGUAAUUGUGGGGUCCCAGGACCCUGAGGAGUGGCCUAUAAUUGAGCCAUUGCCUUCCUAUGGAAGAGGGAGAGAGAGACUAGGAGGGAGACAUAUAAGCCUUAUUCAUGGAGAUGGUCUUUCAAAUGUUGUCAUAACAGGAGAGAACGGAACAAUUGAUGGUCAAGGGAAAAUGUGGUGGGAAUUGUGGUGGAAUAGAACAUUGAAGUACACCAGGGGUCAUCUUCUUGAGCUUAUGAACUCUCACAAUGUUCUCAUCUCUAACCUAACACUCCUCAAUUCUCCCUUUUGGACCAUUCACCCUGUUUACUGCAAUAACGUUGUUAUCAAGAAUAUGACUAUUUUGGCCCCUUUAAAUGCCCCAAAUACUGAUGGUAUAGACCCAGAUUCAAGCACUAAUGUAUGCAUUGAAGACUGUUACAUUGAGAGUGGGGAUGAUCUUGUAGCAGUGAAGAGUGGAUGGGACCAAUAUGGAAUCAUUAUGGCUCGUCCGAGCUCAAACAUCAUAGUGAGAAGAGUCUCAGGUACAACUCCCACCUGUUCCGGAGUCGGAAUAGGUAGUGAAAUGUCUGGUGGGAUUUCAAAUGUGACUAUUGAAGACCUGCACAUCUGGGAUUCAGCAGCAGGGGUACGUAUAAAAUCGGAUCAGGGCAGAGGGGGUUACAUAGCAAAUAUUAGUAUAAGCAAUAUAAAAAUGGAGAGAGUGAAGAUACCAAUAAGGUUCAGCAGAGGUUCUAACGACCACCCUGAUGAAGGAUGGGAUCCUAGUGCUGUUCCCAAAGUAAAGGGUAUUUAUUUCAAUAAUGUGAUUAGUCUGAGUUCAACAAAAGCUCCUCAAUUAAAGGGUAUUGAGGGGGCAUCAUUUGAAGAAAUUUGCUUUAAGAACUUCACAAUGCUUGGUUUGGCAAAGUCUACAGCAUGGCAUUGUGAGUUCGUGUCAGGUUAUGCUAAUGAGGUGUUUCCAGCUCCUUGUCCUGAGUUACUAAACAAUGCCUCUUCCUUGUUGUGUUCAUAGCAUUGUGCCUAUGAACGAAUUCAGAAUGCUAUUUUUGUUUCAAUAUGGAGGGCUUUCUCGCACAGUUAUGCACUGGGGUGGUUGCCUUUGCUCCGAGCAGGUUCAAAUGUGAAGCAGUGUAAAUAUGGUUAAAGAUUGAAUGGGGCGUGUACCUAGAGAACCAUCAAGUUUUGUGGAUGAAGAUGGUAAUUUCUCAAGGACACUUGGAAUAUGGUUUGUACAGAUGUAUCUUGUGUUCCAAGUUUUCAUCGUCUGGUUUAACUGUUUUGAGUUUUUAUUUUGCUGAUACCCUUCCCAAAAGAGAGGAUUGAUCACGUAUAGAGGCUUUCAGAAAAGUGAUUACAACAUUGAAUACAAAUUACCAUUUAUUUUAUUAAUUUAUUUUCAAGCAAAUAUUUUGGUUCCAGACAUCAUUUUUGUACAAGAUGGGCUUAAAAAUUUAUGGUUAAUCUAGAUUCAGGUGGAUGAUUACUCACUGGAUUUUAGUGAGGAAUGGAAAAAAUAAAGGAAGUGUAAAGAAAAAAAAUUGUGGAGAAUAAAAGAAAUUUUCAUGUUUGCAUGGAGGCUAGUGUUGAAUCAUGUUUGUUACAAUCCAAAUAUGAGAAUUAAUUUUUUUUUU
Molecule: messenger RNA, 2434 nt
Organism: Cannabis sativa
Lineage: Eukaryota; Viridiplantae; Streptophyta; Magnoliopsida; Rosales; Cannabaceae
Product: probable polygalacturonase
Exons: 4
Coding region: 343-1815 (490 amino acids)
Biological process (GO): carbohydrate metabolic process
Molecular function (GO): polygalacturonase activity
Source: RefSeq, a predicted model, not a curated record